UAAAAAAAACUUUAUAGCUUUCAAUGUUAUCGUAUUUGGAGAAACUAAAUGAAUAUUUUGAUAUUUGCACAACAUGAAGCAUUCGUGUAUUAAAAAUGAUAAAUUAUCUACAAACAUUAAUGCAUAUGAUAAAAGGCAUCAUAGGUUCAGGGAUAUUUUCGAUGGGAGUUGCAUUUAAAGAAGCCGGAAUGAUAAUUGCCUUGAUUUUAACACCGAUAAUAGGAUUAGUAAUAUGUCAUUGUGCUACGUUAUUGGUGAGAUUCAGAAAUAUUUCUUACUUAAUAUUCAUUUUGUUGCUUUGCCAGGUAAGAAUUGCAGAAUACAUUGAGAUUUUAGACCAAGAAGAAUUAAACGAAGAAACUAAAACGGAUUCAUCUAAUCUUCGCCAAUACAGUUACGCAGAAUUAACAGAAACUGUUUUUCAGCGAUCGUCAAUUUUAAAAUCAACGGAAGCCAACAAUAAAUUAGCAAAGUUUAUGAAAAGAUUUACAGUGAUUGGUUUAUGUACGAUGAAUUUGGGGUUUUGUUGCUGUUAUGUUGUGUUUUUAGGAGCGAACAUGUCUAAAGUUUUAGGGCAUUUUAAUAUAUACAUAGAAAUUCAUAUUCUUAUGGUCAUAGCGAUCAUUCCAAUGUGGCUUUUAUCAUUAAUAACAAAAUUAGCAAUAUUAGCUCCGUUUUCUAUGAUUGCAAACGCAAUUUUAUUUUGCACCACCAUCACAACGUUGUGGUAUAUAUGCCAUGAUUUACCACAUGUUACAACAACAAAGUACGUGGGAGAUGCUGAUAGUUUUCCUGUUUUUGUAGGCAUUGUUUUAUGCACUUAUGAAUGUAUACCUUUGAUUGUACCUUUAAGAAAUGAUAUGAAAGAACCCCAAAAAAUGGUUGGAACGUUUGGAGUAUUAAACAUGGCGUUUCUGCUAAUUACACCUUUCGUAAUUAUAAUGGGAUGUUUGUCUUAUAUGCAAUAUGGUGAGGAUAUCCAUGGGACAGUGUUCAUUAAUUUACCUGAGACAACUGGAGUUGAAAUAUUAAUAACCUCUGUUUGUAUAUUAGUAAUAUUAACAUAUCCACUUCAAAUGUAUAUCCCUGUAAAUAUAAUGUGGCCAUUAGUAACAAAUCGUUUUGGCCCAUUUAAAAGACCACUAUUCAGUGAGCUGUGUUUUCGAUCAUUGCUAGUUGCAUUUACUCUUGUAAUAGGUCAAAUAAUUCCUUUUAUCCAUUUAAUAAUGUCACUAAUCGGAGCUGUGUGUAGUACUUCAUUAACACUCUUUUUGCCACCCUUUAUGGACUUGAUUUUGUUUUAUCCCCAAGAAAAGGUUUGGUUCAAGAAAGCGAUUAAAGUUACAAAAAAUGGGAUGCUGUUUUUAUCAGCCGUAGGAACAUUUAUAUUUGGAAUCUAUGCCACAAUUUUAAGCAUAAUUGAGGAUUAUAUACAAACAUUGAUGCACCUUAUAAAAGGUAUUUUGGGCGCAGGAAUAUUUUCAAUGGGUGUAGCAUUUAAAGAAGCCGGUAUGAUAAUUGCUUUAAUAUUAACUCCAAUAAUGGGUGUUGUUGUUUGUCACUGUGCUUCGUUAUUGGUAAGAAUUGUAGAACACAUAGAAUUACAAGAUGAAGAAGAACUAAAAAAAGCAAAUUCACCAAAAAAACAACAAUAUAGUUACGCAGAAUUAACUGAAUUGGUUUUUAAACGAACUUCUGUUUUAAAAUCACCAGAAGCAAACGCUAAAUUAGCAAAGCUUAUGAAAUUGUUUAUAGUAAUAGGAUUAUGUACGAUGAAUUUGGGGUUUUGCUGCACUUAUGUUGUCUUUUUAGGAACAAAUAUGACAAAAGCUUUAGGUUAUUUUAAUAUAGACAUCGAUAUCCAUCUUUUAAUGCUCAUAUCAGUUAUUCCAAUGUGGCUUUUAUCAUUAAUAACAAAAUUAGAAGUGCUCGCACCAUUUUCUAUGUUCGCAAACGCUCUUUUGGUAAGCAUCAUUGUUGCAACUUUAUUUUUUGUUUGUCAAGAUUUACCAAACAUUGCAACUACGAAAUACGUGGGUGAAAUUGGAAGCUUCCCCGUCUAUCUUGGUAUAGCUUUGUACACGUAUGAAUGUAUAGCAUUGAUUAUUCCUUUAAGAAAUGUAAUGGAGAAUCCUAAAAAAAUGGUGGGAACAUUCGGAGUUUUAAACAUUGGAUUUCUUUUGAUUACCCCAUUUGUUAUUUUAAUGGGAUGUUUAACUUAUUUGAAAUAUGGUGAUGCAAUAUCUGGAACGGUCUUCAUUAAUUUGCCAGAAACCACUGCAGUUGAAGCAUUAAUAAUGUUAGUUUGUGUACAAGUAAUAUUAACAUAUCCUGUACAAAUGUAUAUUCCAGUAACAAUAAUAUGGCCAUUAAUAACAAAACGUCUUGGUCCAUUUAAACGACCGCUUCUUAGCGAAUUGUGUUUCCGAACAUUACUUGUUUCAUUUACUCUUGUGAUAGGUCAAGUAAUCCCAUUUAUUCAUUUGAUAAUGUCAUUGGUUGGCGCUAUAUGCAGUACAUCUUUAACACUAUUUUUGCCUGCGUUCAUGGAUAUGGUCUUGUUUUAUCCGAAAGAAACGGUUUGGUUGAAGAAAAUGAUUAAAAUUGGAAAAAAUGGGGUGUUAUUUAUCUUAGCUGCUGGUAUAUUUAUUUUUGGAAUGUAUGCUACAAUACGUGAUAUAGUUGCUGAAUUUGUAAAAAAGUAAAUUGUAUUUAUUAAGAAAAA
Messenger RNA from Onthophagus taurus, 2725 nucleotides. Lineage: Eukaryota; Metazoa; Arthropoda; Insecta; Coleoptera; Scarabaeidae. The record is from RefSeq and is a predicted model, not a curated record.